AUGAGUCCACUACCAAAUUCCGACAACAGUAGUAGUAGUAGCGCCAAAACUUGGUACUGUUCGCCCAGAGACUGUGUCCUUAGGGUUUUUCGGUGUACAACAGCAGCAGAAAAAGAAGAAGUUCAAACUGGUAAUAGUGAUCGCCAUACUGCCAAGUACUAUCAUAUCCUCCAUAACCUACAUGAAGGUUGCCUUCCACCCUCAUCGACUUCAGAACUGGUCUAUGCAGAAGAAAUGCCUUCGGCUUCAGAACUGGUCUAUGCAGGAGUCAAGUUUGUUCCUGAUGCCGGAAACGAUCUGUUCAAGUUCAAGUUCAGGGAACCUAAAGGCCUAUUUUGGUGGUGUCGUUGGGCUCGUUUCAAAAUCCAACCACUCGUAAUAUGCGACGAAACGGAGUCAUACCUCAGGAACCUCAUUGCCUUUGAACAGUUCUGCCCUGGCGUUUCGCAGCACGUUUCGUCCUAUGCGGACAUCAUGGACAUGCUCGUGAAGUCUGAUAACGAUAUCCAAGUGCUCGAAAAGGCCGGAGUCCUGACGAACCGCUUGGGUCCCACCGGGGACGCCACCGAUCUAUUGAACAAGCUAUGCAAGGAAAUCACAGUAGGCGAAUACUUCCGUGACACGUGCAGCAAAGCCACGAAGUAUAGCAAGCGUUUUUGGCCGAAGAAUAUGGCACACGUGAGACGCACGUAUUUUGAUUCUCCAUGGACGUUCAUAGCUUUCUUUGUCGGCUUCAUUGCUUUUGUCAUAACCUUGGUUGGAUUCGCCCGCAGUUUCGCUACACAUUCUUUGUUUGAUGGACUAGUGAGUUGUAUGACAGGUUUUGGGUUCUGUGUGAAAGGGUUCACAGUGUUUGUGAGUGAUCACUGCUGA
Messenger RNA from Rhododendron vialii, 873 nucleotides. Its product is annotated as UPF0481 protein At3g47200-like. Lineage: Eukaryota; Viridiplantae; Streptophyta; Magnoliopsida; Ericales; Ericaceae. The record is from RefSeq and is a predicted model, not a curated record. Bases 1 to 873 code for a protein of 290 amino acids. The transcript has 2 exons.